Messenger RNA from Penicillium lagena, 888 nucleotides. RefSeq lists its product as uncharacterized. NCBI's taxonomy places the organism in Eukaryota, Fungi, Ascomycota, Eurotiomycetes, Eurotiales, Aspergillaceae. The record is from RefSeq and is a predicted model, not a curated record. Bases 1 to 888 code for a protein of 295 amino acids. The transcript has 2 exons.
AUGGAUCUCUUUACCUACAACCCUACCUACCGCGUCUGGAUCUGCCUCCCGUGCCGGUAUGCUAUACAGCCGUCGAAUCUCGUUGGCCAUCUAGCCGUGCGCCACAGGAGGCAUCCGUCGUCAUCUACGGGGCAGCUCCGGCUCGUAGCCCACCGCAUAAUGAGCAAGCAGCCGUGCAUAGACCCUACUAAGGGGGACGCCGUCGUCUUCCCGCCCGCCGAUAGCCUUCCGAUCGCGCACCUACCCGUCUAUAGGGGCUAUCGAUGCCCACACUGCCCCUACGUUAGUCGCGAUAUAAGGACGCUUGAUAAGCAUCGCGGCCAGCACCAUCGGACGGAGGAGCCGCCUAGGAAAGUUGGUGCGCAGCCGCGCGGAGCAGUAAAUAGGCGCUAUGUAAGCCGGCCAGUAAGCUGCCAGCGCUUCUUCGUCCGUGGCCGAGGGAGCCAUUUCUUUGAGAUGAGCCCGCCGGCUCAGGUACAGCGGAAGAUUACACGGCUCGGGGAAGCGGAUUUCAUCCAGGCCCAGCUCUAUCGGCAGCUCCAGGGCUCGCAGGAGGAGGUUCAGGCGAACGAGGCUAUCGUCCUAACGACCAAGGAUGCGACGGAGGUAUCCCCCUGGCUUGAGCUCACACGCUGGCCAGAAUACGUUGGGGGCUAUCAAUUCGACGAGGUGGGCCCAGUGACAUUCCCCCCGACCCCAUUGGUCCAAACCCUCCCCGAUAGGCUCACGCGGGCCGACGAGGAGGUCGCGCCUACGCAUAGCGACCCGACCGAGUACUCGCCGUGGCUUGAGCUCACGCGGUGGCCGGAGUACAUUCGCGGGCACGCCUUCCGCGAUCUGGCUAUGCUCGCCGCCCUACCCGAUCCUACGGCGGAGCCGAUCCUCUAG